This is a messenger RNA of Cordyceps fumosorosea ARSEF 2679, 885 nucleotides long. RefSeq lists its product as hypothetical. The transcript has a single exon. Lineage: Eukaryota; Fungi; Ascomycota; Sordariomycetes; Hypocreales; Cordycipitaceae. The coding region runs from base 1 to 885 and encodes 294 amino acids. The record is from RefSeq and is a predicted model, not a curated record.
AUGGCGCAGAAAAUUGGCCCUCUGGUGCACCUCUGGGGCAUCGACCCUUCCCAGCUGCCUGCGGAGACCGCCUCUGGGACGCAGCUUAUACCUCUGCUCACAGGGUUGCUGUCCGAGGCGCUGCCCUUCAUCCACGACGUGCCAGCCGGCCAAGGCGACUCAAGCUCAUCGUGGAAGUUCCGCAAGACGCACAGCUACCCUACCUCCGCGGCCUCCGUGGGCGUCUACGAGAAGAAGAUCCCUGCCGACGCCAUGCGCCGCGUCGCCGCGGACCACGCCGGCCAACUCCCGCAGGUACGCGACGCAGGUGCUGAGACGUGGUUCCUGCGACGCAGCGUGCACGAGGACGCCGCGCGGAGAGGCACGGCGAGCUGGGAAGAGUUUGUCGCACACUUCAAGGCGCACCACGCCGAAUCCGAGAUGGGCUUCACCACGGCCAUCGUUGGGACGACGCCGCGUCGAAGCUGGGAUUGCGCCGGCCUCGCGAUUCGAGUAGGCGGCGAGACGUGGACCGACUGGACGCUCCAGUUGGAGGAGUCGGUGCACCGGCUACCGUUCCCGUUGCGGCGGCGUGUGUUUCCCGUACUGCAGGCGACGGCCGCCGUCGACGGCCGUCGCGAGUUCGUCGUGGUGCAGGUGUUUUAUGCGGGGGAGCCGGCCGCGGCCAACGCCCACGGUACAGUGACAGGCGCAUACACGAGUAUCGAGCGCGUCCGCGAGCUUCCAGGGUCAGAUGACGGCAAGAAGCAGAUUGAAUGGAUCAUGGGCACUGCCUCAGAUGCCAGGGGCAUCUUACCCGAGUUCAUCCAGGCCAUGGCCACGCCGGACCUCGUGCCCAAGGACGUUGAAUUUUUCCUCUCGUGGGUGGUCGGGCAGCGAAAGUAG